Messenger RNA from Alternaria triticimaculans, 1623 nucleotides. RefSeq lists its product as uncharacterized. Gene Ontology annotation, biological process: carbohydrate transport; transmembrane transport. Gene Ontology annotation, cellular component: membrane. The coding region runs from base 1 to 1623 and encodes 540 amino acids. Gene Ontology annotation, molecular function: carbohydrate:proton symporter activity. NCBI's taxonomy places the organism in Eukaryota, Fungi, Ascomycota, Dothideomycetes, Pleosporales, Pleosporaceae. The transcript is spliced from 2 exons. The record is from RefSeq and is a predicted model, not a curated record.
AUGGCUGCCCGCAGUAACUCAGUCGCCAGUCAGAGCGCCAACAUCCAGCAGCGUGCCUCGCAAAUAGCUGGACAGGUCGCUGCUGAACAAGGAUGGCUUGAAAGCAAGCUGAAGCCGAAGAAGAUCACGGCCAGGUACCCUAUCAAGGGCAAGACAUUGUUGUUCGCAACAUGUGGCUUUGGCAGUCUCGGUGAUGCCUUGUUUGGUUACAACUCAGGUAUCAUGUCUGGCCUACUGGUUAACCCAGUAUUCGUCAGGCGUUUCUUCAGCGAGUACGGUGGCGCAGAUGGUAGCACAGCAGCCGUGAAUCCAUCCAUCACAGGAAUCUCCGUUGCUUGCCUACAAGCCUCUGCCGCUGUCGGUGCUCUCAUCGCCGGACGUCUCGGAGACAUGAUCGGUCGCAAGCGCACUGUCCGUCUCGGUGGUCUCAUCUACUUCCUUUCAGCUUUCAUCCAGAUCUUCGCUCCAGGCUUCGCAACUUUCGUCGUCGGACGUACGAUCCAGGGCUUCGGAGUCGGCUUCCUAUCCAUGACAGUUCCUAUCAUCCAAACCGAGAUUGCAGCACCCCAUGCUCGAGGCCUCAUGGUCGGCAUCGAGUAUACUUGCCUGAUUGCAGGGUACAUGUUAUCUUGCUGGGUCGACUACGGCUUCCACUUUAUGCUUCCGGACGCGCUAUCUUGGCAAGGCCCCUUCAUCAUCCAGAUCAUCCUCUCGUUCAUCUUGGUGGUCAUGUCAUUCUUCCUGCCGGAAACUCCAAGAUGGCUGGCCAACAACGGCUUCAUGCAAGAAAGCCUUCAAACAGUCGCAGACCUGCACUCGAGCGGCGAUACCGACGCACCGCAUGUGCAAAAGGUCUUCCUCGAGAUCCAAGAGGCCGUCGUUUACGAAGCUGAGCUCGGCAAAGCUGGUUGGAUGGAAAUGUUCACCCGCUACCGCAAGCGCACAAUCGUCGGCGUUACAGUGCAGAUGUUCGCCCAGCUCAACGGCAUAAACAUCAUAUCCUUCUACCUCCCCUCCACCCUCUCCAGCGCCGGCUUCUCAGACGAGAAAUCCCUUCUCUACACCGCCGCGAACGCACUCCCUUACACCGCAGCCACUGUCGCAACCUGGUGGCUAGCCGAUCGUUGGGGACGCAAGCCUCUCCUCAUCCUCGGCGGUGUGCUGAUGGCAGCCCUUCUCGGCAUCGUCUGUGCCUUCACAGAAGCCUCCAUGCCUAUCAUGACACGCGCAAACGGACAAUUCGCUUUCAUCAUGCUGUACAACAUCGUCUACGGUUUCACCUGGGGUCCAAUGCCAUGGUUGUUACCUGCGGAGAUCUUCCCGCUCCGCAGCCGCAGUAAGGGCAUGGCGCUUGCGACGACGUCAAACUGGGUCUUCAACUUCAUCAUCGGCAUGGUUUCGCCGGACGCUUUUGCGGGAAUCGGUGGGUACUUUUACCUUGUCAUCGCAGGGUUCUGUCUCUUCUCCGCGGGCCUGGCGCACUUCUACUAUGUUGAGACGGCGAAUCAUUCGCUUGAGGAGAUUGCGAUUGCAUUCGGAGAUAGGGCUUUUGCUGAUGGGGAUGGUGAGGUUAUGGAAAGUGUCAAGGCUCAUGAUGAGAAGAUGCAUAAUGAUAAGGUAUGA